GGAAAGAGAGGAGAGAGGGGGAAGAGAAGAGGGCGGCGGCGGCACUGGAAUCCGGCGGCGCGCUGCCUCCAUCCAGCCGAGGAGGAAAGAGAGGAGAGAGGGGGAAGAGAAAAGGGCGGUGGCGGCACCUGGAAUCCGGCGGCGCACCGAGGGGGAAGAGAAGAGGGCGGCGGCGGCACCUGGAGGGGGAAGUCCCCUGCUGCUUCAGCUCCGCCGAGGGGGAAGUCCUCCUCUGCUCUGCUCCUCUGCUCCGCCCUCAGCCAAUCAAGGUCAGGGAAGAAUCAAACAUGGCUGCUAGCAGCUCCUGCCACUGCUCUCCACUACUCCUCGCCUUGGCCGCUGGCCUCCUAAUCCUCCUGGUGCCGCCACUGGCAAGUGGGUCGUCCCACGAGAACUCGCAGGAGGAGGACCGCAUCCUGGGGAUGCCGGGGCAGCCCAACGACGGCGUGGCGUUCGACAUGUACGGCGGCUACGUCACCGUCGACGAGGGCGCCGGCCGCGCGCUCUACUACUGGUUCCAGGAGGCAGACCGCGCCACGGCCGACCCGGCCACCGCGCCGCUCGUCCUCUGGCUCAACGGCGGGCCCGGGUGCUCCUCCGUCGGCUCCGGCGCGUUCGAGGAGCUCGGCGCGUUCCGCGUCAACACCGACGGACAGACGCUCCUGCUCAACGAGUUCGCUUGGAACAAAGCGGCGAACGUACUGUUCUUGGAGUCGCCGGCCGGCGUGGGGUUCUCUUACAGCAACACCAGCUCUGACCUCGUUGUUGGCGACGACAGAACGGCACGUGACUCGUACAUUUUCCUGGUGAAAUGGUUCGAGAGAUUCCCGCAGUACAAGUACCGUGAUUUCUACAUUGCAGGAGAGAGCUAUGCAGGUCACUAUGUUCCUCAGCUGUCCCAGCUUGUGUACAGGAACAACAUCGGCGUAGAGAAGCCUUUCAUCAACUUCAAAGGUUUCAUGGUCGGUAACGGCCUGAUCGACGACCUCACCGACAUGAUCGGCAUGCUCGAGUACUGGUGGCACCACGGCCUCAUCUCCGACGAGACCCUGGCGAGCGGGCUCGAUGUCUGCCUGGGUAGCUCCUUGAUCCACCCCUCGCCGGAGUGCCAGAAGAUCUGCGACGUGCAGGCCGCGAAGGAGAUGGGCAAGAUCGACGGCUACAGCAUCUACACGCCGCCGUGCGAGAGGGGGAACCCAUACGAUCGCAUGCUCGAGCGGAGCCGCCGCCCAUUGAUGUUGCCGCCCUACGACCCGUGCACGGCCUGGUACUCGACCAACUACCUGAACAUCCCCGAGGUGCAGAACGCCAUGCACGCCAACGUCAGCGGCAUGAUAAAGUACCCGUGGACGAUGUGCAACAAUCCCAUUUAUGAUAACUGGACGACAAUCACGCCUAAUGUUUCCAUGAUACCCAUCUACAAGGAGCUCAUUGGAGUUGGCCUCAAGAUCUGGGUCUUCAGUGGUGACACAGACACUGCAGUGCCGCUGAGCUCGACCAGGCGCUCCCUUGCUGCCCUGGGCCUUCCUGUUAAGACCAGCUGGUAUCCCUGGUACAUGGUCCCAACUGAGGUUGGUGGCUGGAGCAUGGAGUAUGACGGCCUGACCUACGUCACCGUCCGCGGCGCCGGGCACGAGGUUCCCCUGCACCGUCCGGAGCAGGCACUCGUCCUGUUCAAGCAGUUCCUGCUGGGCGAACCCAUGCCGGCCGAGGCACCAAAAGAUGCCAGCGUCAUCCUACUUCCUAGUGAGAAAGCUCCCUCCUACUGAGCAGGGUCAGGGUCGUGCUUCAUGACGACGAUUCCACAACGCGACCGUUGAACGCUACGUCAUGUCUGCUGCUGAUAUGUGUACGCGGAGAAUAAAAGCUGGAAAAUCUUGUUUCGUCUGAAAACCUGUGGAUGUAUAAACAACCCUUGGCUUGACGAUGGAUCAUGCUUCUCCUGACAGCCAUAUAUAUAAAUAAUGCAUGCUUGGACUGUGCCAAAAUCAGUCAUAUGAUUUUUUUUAUAAAAAAAACAGUCAUAUUUCAAUGGCAA
Molecule: messenger RNA, 2038 nt
Organism: Setaria italica (foxtail millet)
Lineage: Eukaryota; Viridiplantae; Streptophyta; Magnoliopsida; Poales; Poaceae
Product: P-(S)-hydroxymandelonitrile lyase
Exons: 11
Coding region: 288-1769 (493 amino acids)
Biological process (GO): proteolysis
Cellular component (GO): vacuole
Molecular function (GO): serine-type carboxypeptidase activity
Source: RefSeq, a predicted model, not a curated record